GACCUCUUCAUUAUAAUCCGCCUUGAAGUUCAUUGAAAAGCGACAUUGUUUCUUUAAGAUUGCACUUGCAGCCAUCAGUGGCUCUGUGCAUUGUUGUGGGAACAGAAAGCGAGUUGAGAUUGAUAUACGGGGGCCGAAGUCAAGUUGCGCAUAUCAUCAUCGGACCAGCUGCAGAGCAGACAGCAGCAGCAGCAGCAGGAGUUUCCAACGAGUCCUGAACGCAUCCUUCCAGACAUGGGUAAGAAACUCCAGCCUCUUUAAUCUACUUCUAUUAGCGUUUAACAGAGAGCAUACUUCAUUAUAUCAAAUCUGCAUUGUGUUUUGUAUGAUAGCAAGCUGAUAUGAAUGGGACUGCGAGAGGGCAUCCGAACUUAUUAAGGUCUUUUUUUGUCACUGUAGAGAUCGGGUACUCACCGGCUGAUGCUUCACUGAUAUUAUGAGAUUUAUUUCAUGCUUGAGAUGGCAGGACUGCUUUCAGAGCAGCCCUGUCGCGUUUGCUUUCGCUCGCAAUCUUUCUCAAUUUUUAAAGAGCAGAACUUGGCCUCGGCUUUGCAUUUCUUUCGCCAGAGCAGGGCCUGUAUUUUUUUAUUGUGGUCACAAAGUUAGUGGAGGUGGAUAGCUGAGUUUCUGCAGCUGGGAGCGUGAGCUGCUGAUGUCAUUAAUUGGCUAAUUGGUACAAGGUGUGUUUAGGCACGCGGGGAGUAAAGGCAAGACCUCAAGAUGGUCAAAUCUCCCCUUUUUGUAAACACAUGCAUGAUUAAACAACUUAAAUUUAAUUAAAUUUGUUCACAUAAUAGAUUUCUGUGGGGGGAGGGUGGGGUAAGAUGAGCCAUUUUUUCAUAUUUCGGAUUACUCCAUCAAGUCAAUCAUAGUUUUGUCUCUAACUAGUGUAUCUGCAUAUAUUUCAAGAUGUUGUGCAUCCCUGCAAACCGACACAAUAAGUGUAAACAUAACUGUCUUCAUAAUAUAGAAUGCCAAAAAAAGUGGUCUCCUAUGGUCAACUUACCCCGUGUAUGGAGUAAGUUGAGCCAUAUCUCCACCCCAGCCCUCCCUCACCUUCUCUCUCCCUAAAUAACAGUCACUUCUUCAAAUUCAUGUGUAUUUUCAUCUAUUAUACGCUGUUCAACUGGUACGUUAUUUUUUUAUUAUUAUUGUUAUUGCAUAUAACUGCUAAAAAGCUGUUUUGUAAAAAGUGAUUUUUUUUACAUGAGAAUGUCUUUAAGUGAUUCAGAACAUUCACAGCUGUAUUUUUGAGAAGAAAAAGUAACACAUUUCAACAAACUGAACUGAAACUCUGAUCCUCUCAUCAGACUCCUUUACUUUCUCAGCUGAGCCACUGUCUCAACUUACCCUUGAACUACUAUGAUGACUUUAUUAGUCCUCUAAGCUAAAAUGGUGGAUUUUGAUGCUAGGUUUUUGACCUCAUGUUGUAGCUCAUUGAUACCACAAUUGAUGUAUAAAACUAAAUUAAAAUGAUCUUUUUUGGUCUGAACUCAAUUCUGAUAAAAACUUAUGACAGACUAAAUUCACUUUCAAGAGUGAAAAAUGUUUUUUUUUUGUAAAUAAAUGUCUAACCCCUUCACCCAUGUGCUUCUAACUUUCACAGACUCCAUGAAUUGAUGCCCAUCUCCUAAAUAUUUGGUCACAUGAUCAAUUUCUUUUACCAUUUCCAAGCAACAGGGGGUGGCUCAACUUACCCCCCUCUCACCUACUCAUUUCACCUUUUUAAAUUCUCAGACUGAGUUUGUCUGUCUCCUUCUCUUUCUGUUUUACACACAGUCAUGUAGAUGUGUAUGUAUUCUAUUAAAGAGCCAUCUAUUGGCCCCCUUGCCAUCUGUGUUUACUGUAAUGGUACCAACCACAGUCUGUCUGCCUCCAUUGUCAGUGCAUGUCUGUUCAAGGUUGCAGCCAUGCUAGUGUGUAAUGGCACACAUGCACACAGUUGCACUGUUUGUUUCUAUAUUAGCCUCUCCAUCCCUUUUCCAGACAGAUCCCCACUGUCACUUUCUAACUCCUGAGUCUACCCAGAAGGAAGUCUACGAGUGUGAGUGUGUGUGUAUGUGUGUGUAAGGCAUAGAGGUGCCUCUGGUCUUUGUUUGCUUGACAUUGGUGGCCCUUGUACCCCCAUGAUGCUGUGGGACAAAGACUGUUGUCUCUGCGGUCACAAAAGCAGCCUCUCUCUCUUUCACUUUGUCUCUCCUCUCCAUCCUCCCCCUUUUUCUCACACUCUUCAUGCUGGGUGGUGAAUGGAGGCAGGGUGCGAGCGGGGGUCAGAGCAGACACAUCCCCACGUCCUUGGCCUUUGGCAUCCAUUCAAACAGCACAUGACCAUUUGUUAGAGAGCACUGCUUUACUGAGGGAGCAGAAGUGUUCCCAGAUGCUGCAGAAUCUGGAGUGACAAAGCCACAUGCACCCAUUUCUCUAAAAGGAUGCUUAAAAUGUUCAGUUAUUUGUCACUUAAACCAAGAUAGUUUUAGUAUUAAAUGCUGCUUUUUUCUAUUGAUAAUUUCUGCCUCUACUCUAGAUGAGUGGGAUUUCAUGAGGAGUUUACAACCCCUAAAUAAUGUCCUAAACACCCUGGAUAAUCUGCUAAUCCCAGCGUACACUUGUUUGAUGUGGAAUACAUUUUUAGCUUUAUAGAAAGUGUCCUGUAAAUAAUCUAGCCAGCACACCAAGAAGGUUGUUUUUCUCCAAACAAGUAGUUGUUUAAUUGUUUUCUGUAACCACAGAGUACUAAAAAUUUCAACAAUUUUUAUAAUAAUUUCAUGGUGUUGGCUAAUUAUAAACCAAAUUUCAGCUUCUGGUGUAAGAAAUAGCUCUUCUUUAAAGUUGUCAGAUGUUUCUCUAUGGGUAUUAGAUGGUUAUUUAGACAAAACAACCCUUUUGAAGAUGCCAGCCUAAUCUCUGAGACAGGGUUAUUAGGUUUAUUAAUUUAAUAAUUUCUUUUAGAUAUUUUUGACUAAAAAUAUUCUUUUAAAAGAAUGUGUUCUUUGGUUGAACCUUGUUUUCAUGCAGCAAGAACAAACUACUUCCUCCGCAGUGACAUAAAAACAAACAAACAAAAAAAAAAACUGGCAGAACUUUUUGGAUUUUUACCACCAAAUCCAAAGAAAUAAGGAUUUAUUUUGAUGAUUCCCCAAAAAACUUCAAGGACAUUUUUCUAAUGGCGAAAUGACUAUUUUCAGCGCAAAAGUGACUGUGAGCAUUAUUCCCUGUCCAUGUAAAUUUGUCAUUGUGGACAUUGUUGAAAAAUAAGUGAAUAAAAGAGACAUUACCUUUCUACUUGUAUAUUUAAACGCUUUUCCUUUUACGUUCUGUCUGUCAUAUUGCAUUGGUUUAAAUGGAGUUCUUACUUUUAUGGGAUGUGUCCUCAAACAGGUUGCUAUGACUGCUGUAUGCGCUGUUUGGGUGGGGUGCCGUACUGCUCCUUGGUCGCCACGCUGCUGUGUUUCUCUGGCAUUGCCCUCUUCUGUGGUUGUGGUCACCAGGCACUCACAGAGACAGAGAGACUCAUCGAGACUUACUUCGCCCGCAACCUUCAGGACUACAUCACCCUUGCCUACAUGUGGGUGUCAAACUUGAGUGCUUCCAUUAUUCCUACUGAAUUUCUUGAGCUGUAGUUACUAUUUAGAAACUGUAGGUUCUUUCAAACCUGAAUUUUGCCUGUUUUUUCUUUUUCCUCCCUUUUAGCAUACAGUAUUUCCAGUAUGUCAUCUAUGGUUUGGCCUCGUUUUUCUUCGUCUACUGCAUUGUGCUGCUGGCUGAAGGCUUUUACACCACAAGUGCUGCCAAGCAAACCUUUGGAGAGUUCAGGAGCACCAUGUGUGGCCGCUGCCUCAGCUCUUCGGUGAGAGGGCCCAGAGUGGGACAAGUAAAGGGGAUUGGAGAGAUUGUAUGGGAUUAAUACACAUAUCACUCCCUAGUGGGUGCUGAGCUGAAAAUCUUAAAGCUGCUAAAAACCUUCAGGGACAUGCAAAGAUAAGCAUACACUGUGUGUUUGAGUGGAUGUGGAACAAGCUGAGUGGUUGGAAGACGAGGAGGAGAACACAAAGUAAGAUAAUAAGUAUAGCUAAUGAGGGAAAAUUUUUUAAGUGCUCACUAUGUGGGUCACUACUUAUGAAAACAUCAUUGAUUUACUGAUGUGCAUUAGUAUAAAGAGAUGAUGUACCCUAAUGUUCCUUCUGCUCUCCUUACACAGUUUAUAGUGAUGACAUAUGUGCUCGCUGUGCUGUGGCUGUUGGUGUUCGCCCUCUCGGCCCUGCCUGUGUACUUCUUCUACAACAUGGAUGCCACCUGCCACACUAUCGAUGUUCUGACUGAAACCCCGGCCAGUAUCAACCAGCUCUGUGUGGACGCAAGGCAAUACGGUAAAAAGACAGUCAUUGAUAGCAGCAUAAAAGUCAAGCUGUUGUGGUGAACUUUACAAGGGUAAUAGCUGUUAGCUGUUGAACCAUGUUUUCUUAUUGUCAAAAAAUACCAUCAGAGGCUGUCUAUGAAUCCUUCUUACUGACCUCCAAUGUUGUUCGCAUUCUGUAGACAAGACUAGCCUGCAGCUGUCUCAGAAACUGUGCAAAGGAAAAACCCUAAAACCCAAGUAAAAGCAACCAUGUUUAGCACCCUUUGCUACUGUGUUGGAUUGUUCACUCUUGCAGACCACAAAGGUGUGGGAAUCUUUUUUGUCUGUAUAGAUCCAUUAUGGGAACAAGAUGUGAAAUUCAAAAUUUAGACCUUUAUUCCACAAAUUAACAACCAGGGUCCAGGAAUUUGUUUUUUCAGCAAGCUGAUUUAAAUUGUUGCUCUGGGCAAAUAUCUUUUAUAUCACUAAAGAUUACAGUUGAGAUUUUACAGUUGCCACUAUGUUGUGUUACUUUUCUAGACUUAAAAUAUAUAUAGAGAGAACUAUGAUGUUUUUAUGAUUUUCAUAAAUAUAAGUAAAUACAGUCAUUUCAUUGGUGGAGGCACAGAAGGCAAAUAAUUGAAGGACCCCCCCAAGGGUCCUGGGGUAUAACUUCAGACAGUAGCUCAUCAAGUAUGCAACAACUCCCACCUCCAACUAAUUUCUCAAGUUUUAGUGGUUUUAGCUCAAACUUAAUAUGUCAAACUGUUCAAGAAAUUAUGAACCUACAUGACCUUGGUUUUUGUUACCUGUUUUUAAACUCAAGUCCUAUAACUAGUGAGCUGAUGAGAACCACAGGAAUGUCAGAGACAGGUUCAUGCUUGUUUGUCAUGUGAUUUGCAUAGAGUGGCAUCAAUGUUGCAUAAUGCCACAUUUAGUUUGUCCCAUUGAAUAAGACCGAGUCAAACCAAGAAAUGUCAUUUUCAACAGGGCUUCUGCCAUGGAACGCAGUGCCAGGGAAAGCUUGUGGUAUAACUCUGUCCACUAUAUGCAAGACCAGAGAGGUAAGAAAACGAACAGGAAAUACUCGAGCUCUGCUGUUACGUUGAUGCCUCAAAUAAAAUAAAAACAUCUUUUCUCCACUAAUUCAAAUUCCCUCCCAUCAGUAUCGAAUGACCUAUGACCUCUACAUUGCUGCCUUUGCUGGUGCGGGCAUCACUCUCUUGGCUCUGGUGAGUGAUUAUGCUUCAGCUGGAGCCAAUUUGGCUGCAUCAACAAUAGUGUUAAGGCUCAUGUGACUUAGUGACGCUCAAAGUGUAGGCGGUGAGGCAUCUCAGGCCUCCAUGACUGAUGACUUCUGUACUAUUGCUCUCUGUUCCUCAUUCUCAGCUGACACAAACAUCAUAAUAAUGCUGUAAUGUCUGGUGGUUUUCCAGCCAGCCAAAUGGAGCACCCAUUAUACUUGCAUGCUCCAUUACAGAAGCUGUUAUAUGGAUGGGAUCUGCUAUCAAAUUAAUGCCAUAAGCAGUUUAUCAUACUUUUUCAUCCCUGUGGUGUCAUUUUUCUUCUUUUCACUUCUGUUCUGACACUCUCUGUCUCUUCUGGUCUUCCCAUAGCUCACCUACACUGUGUCAACAACCUAUAACUUCGCCGUUCUGCGGUAUCUGGGGAGAAAGGGUAUAAGUGCACGGUGUUAAACUCACCAGAUUCCUGUCUGUUCUGUCACUACUCCACCACAUAUGAGGAUAAAAAUGGACAACAACAAUUCACUGCUUUCACAUCAUCAGCACAGAACCACCUGUUGUUAAAGACUCUGAAACUGUUGUCUUUGUAUUUUUACUUUUCUUGUUGGGAAAAGCUUUUUUUUGUACUUUUAACUAUGUGUAUCAGAGGUUUGUCUGCUGAUUGCAACAAGUCUCAUUACUGUGUUCUCAAGGCCACAGGACCAAAACGUUUGUAAAUUAUUGCUCUUUCUAUUUACUCGCAUUAGUGUUUAGAACUAAAUGUCACUUUUAGUUGCGCUCAAAAUCCAAAUAACACACUAUUAAUCCAUUAACAAUUGUGAGAAAUGGCCAUGAAUUUGAAGUACAGGUAGCUGGGGUGCAGCUGUUCCUGGGAAUAGGGAUUAUCGGUUACCAUAACGACCAUCCCUCACAUCUGGUUGCCAUAGUGGCAGACAUGCAUGCAUUUGCAGCCUCAUGCUGACCUCAGGACUUUUCUCACGGGUCGGAGAAAAGCUUCAACAAUGGAGUCAGGCCUGUUUUGAAAAGCCAUCCAAUAGGGAGCCAGCUGUGGGGGCCACCUACACUACGAGUCUCUGCCAAGGGUUAUAUUACAUGUCAAGGGAGCGGGUCCUCAGGACAAAAAGGGUGUAAGACCCCUUUAAAGCAUCAAUGCAGCUCUUGUGAGACAGAAACGACACACAACAGCAUCCACAUGCUGCUGCAUGACCCCCACCUCCCUCUGAAUAAUGAAAAUGAUCGAUUCAGAGCAAAAACUAAAGGAAUUUUGGAGAUUUAAUAGUUUCUUUACAAAAAGGGACAUUUUUAGUAAAUUCUGAUCGAGAAAGGUCUGAAAUCGUUUCUCAUAAUUUUGAGAUUACAAAAGCACUAGGUGCUAAUUUAUUGAGUGGCCUUAUUAUUCAGCCAAAAACAGGUUUUUGAGAUGCAAGUCUCCCUGCUGUUAAAGCAUAACUGAGGUAUUUUGAUAGCGAUAUGACCGCUUUGUUUUGUCUCUAAUUCUUUAGGAAUUUUUUGUAGUUAUUGUAUAACACAUCCUUUUACUUAGCUGAUUGUCUUCUUUGUUUACACUUUGGAUAUGAUUGAAUAAACCUUUAGCAGUAUAAUUAGUAGAGUCUUCUAUUUGGUGGAAGCUUUAUCAAGCUGUGAGGUAGAUUUGGCUGUUUGAUGUUCUUUUGUGUUUCAAAGUUUUAUAAUAAAAGAUUGUUCUUUGAAGCAUUUGUGCAGAGUGCCUCUGAAAAUGUUUAUUUGUAGUCAGUGUUUAACUGGCGCUCCAGCCUUGGCUGUCUGCCACAUUUAGGGGGGCCAAGGUAUUUUGUAAGGUGUUUUGUAUUCUCCCCUCUUGGGUCCACAGGUGCACUGUUCCCUGCACUUGGCUUUGAACCAGGUGUACCUGAGGAAGCUGAGGCAAAGGGUGAAAGAGGAGAGGAGAGGCUAUGACCUGUAUGGAAGGCUUCAGAGGGAUAGAGGAGAGACACUGUGCUCUCCGUACCCUGUGAACAUGUCUGACACCUCCUGACAGCGCUCCCAGUGUUGCUGCAGGAGCUCUUUUCAACUGAUGUCCACCACGCCCAAACUGGUCACCUGAAGUGUUUAAAUCUGUUGGCUUUGCUCAGUGUUAAAAUUGUCAACCUUUAGUAUUCUAGGCUGUUUACAGUAUUGGCUUUUCUGUUACAUUUCAAGAUAUAAAAUAGUGAAAAAUUAUUAUUUUUUGGACUAAAUGUGUUCCAUUUUUUUUCAACAUUUUCUAUAAUGUUCCUUAUGUUACUAUUGACUAUAGAAUUUUGCUUUCUAUGUAUUUACUUUGAUUUCAAAAUAUGUCGCCUGAUAGGCAGACAAAAUGGCAAGAAAUGUUCUUUUUCUUUUGGCCCUGCCUGGUUCUAAUUUCACAGUAAGCAGUGCAUGCUUAAUAUCCUUUUUAAUGAAGAGGAAAUAAACAGUGUUCACUGCCUCUUGGGUUCUCACACAUAAUUGGUCAUUCAAAGACAUUCAAGGUCUAGUGUGAUGAAAUUCAAGAGUUUGACAGUUUGGGAUCUUGCUCGGGAUUAGAUUUGUGCUUAAUUGCAACCCUGAAAACGUUUUCCUGUCGGUGAAAAUACCUGCAGAAAGGUGGACAGCUGAAGUAUACUGAUUAGUUUGAGUGACCUAUUUUAGUUUUAAAAAUAGUUUGAAAGCACUGGUUAUCAUUAAGCCAGCAAUUAAAGUCAGUGCGAAGCCGCACACUUUCAUGAGUUUUCAAAGCAUGAGCACAAAGACCACAGACAAGAUGAGAGUCUCUGUUUGGUUGUUGCAUGUUUUAUUUGUAGCCAAGCACUGGAGAGUAUUUACCACUUUGCCAGCAUGUUGGCACGCCCAGUCCCAUCCUCGGUAGUGCAAAAAAGAGGAUUAAGGGAAGUUGUCCAUUAGAUCAACACAUAAUCAGGAUGAACAGUCCAACUUUCACACAGCUUUAAUCACACUCAUGAGCUUGAGCGCUGAGAGUGUAACAGACGUUGAGUGUCAGAUUUACACAUUAUUUUAAAAGCAAUAUACAUAAGCCAUUUAUAUGGAGAGCCCAAAGAUGUGUGUUGACAUUCAUGAAUAUUACUACAACAUUAAAUAAAAAUACUGAAAUAAGAUGGGGUUGCAGUGAUUAUAACACCACAACAUACUGCAGGGUUAUGCAACAGCUUAUGAGUCCCUCUGAUUGUAAUGAAAGUUAUGUUUCAGGUUAACAGUCUGGCAGGCUACAUCAUCCUAUCAGGAUAACAACUAAAAAUAGCAGAAAAAGACAAUCCAAAUAUGAAUACUGACAAACUAACGGCCCUCUUUGUUUCUUUUGCAUUUCUGACCAGUAACCGGCUUUUACUUUGUUAAAAUGCCAAACUCAGUUCACAGUAUCUAGGAUCUCUAUAUCUUUAAUUCUCUUAUUAGUAUCACUACAGCAACCCGCCUGCUUAUACUCUAACAGAGUUCAUAUCUAUUUAUUGGAAGCCUGUAUUAAACCAAGACCCAUUUUAACAGUAAAUAUCCCUGUACCUGAUUUAAUUAGGUAAACUUUCACAGUGAGUGUUUGAUCAUCAUUGUCUGCAUUCACACUGACAAAUGCUAAAAAAAAUUUGACUGUAAAGGAAAAUAACCGUCAGAAACACAGUACUUUCAAUAACAGAGAAAAAGGAUGUAACAAUGGAGUACAAUUUGAACCAUGGCAACUUUGUGCAUUCGGAAAUUGAAUUAACCGUAUUCACGGACCAGGCAUUGCUGUUUGAAUAAAUAAAAUUUGAAGUACCAGUUCAGUAGCAA
Messenger RNA from Xyrichtys novacula (pearly razorfish), 9357 nucleotides. NCBI's taxonomy places the organism in Eukaryota, Metazoa, Chordata, Actinopteri, Labriformes, Labridae. The record is from the annotation of a GenBank genome assembly.